AUGACACAAUGGGAGAAGGAAGAUGAAAUCUUAGCUCGUGUAUAUGCCUCUAAUAGUGAAAUAAUGACUUAUCUCUCUCAAGAGGCAGAGCAGCCAAAGCGUAUUGACUCAGUUCCUGGUCAUUUGAUGAUCAAUCGCGGGAGGGAAGAAGGUAAUUCUCGACUCUACAAUGAUUAUUUUUCUGAUAAUCCUACAUAUGGUGCAAAUCUAUUUCGUAGAAGGUUCCGGAUGCAAAGGAGUUUAUUCCUUCGUAUAGUCAAGGCGGUACGUGAGCAUGACAACUUCUUUGUACAAAAGAUGGAUGGUGUCGGCAAUUUUGGGCUAUCAACUUUACAAAAAGUAACAACGGCAUUUCACAUGAUGGCGUAUGGAACAUUAGCAGAUAGUACUGAUGAAUAUAUUAGGAUCGGUGAGCCAACUGCAAUUGUAUGUUUAAAGAGAUUUAGUAGAGCAAUUGUAGAAGUAUAUGGAGAUGAAUAUCUGAGGACCCCCAAUGUCGACGAUGUUGCAAGGUUAUUGCAAAAGGGUGAAGAAAGAGUUUUCCAGGAAAGGCAAGACAAUACUUAG
Asparagus officinalis (garden asparagus) is the source of this 567-nucleotide messenger RNA. RefSeq lists its product as uncharacterized. Lineage: Eukaryota; Viridiplantae; Streptophyta; Magnoliopsida; Asparagales; Asparagaceae. The record is from RefSeq and is a predicted model, not a curated record. Bases 1 to 567 code for a protein of 188 amino acids. The transcript has a single exon.